Lathyrus sativus (Indian pea) is the source of this 666-nucleotide messenger RNA. Lineage: Eukaryota; Viridiplantae; Streptophyta; Magnoliopsida; Fabales; Fabaceae. The record is from the annotation of a GenBank genome assembly.
AUGCAUGAAGAAUUUAGAUGUUAUAAAGAAUUUCACAUCAACACUAUUAUUCAUGGAUUUGGUUAUGACCAAAUUAAAGAUGACUACAAGAUCAUUCAAUAUGUUAAAGGGAGAGGUUAUUGGAAAGACAGACUGCCUUAUUCUUUACGGGAAAUAUAUAGUCUUAAAAAUAAAUCUUGGAAGAGACUUUACCUUGAUGAUAUGCCAACACGCAGAGGGAUGUGGGAUCCGCUAUCUUUCAUUAGUGUGUGUCAUUGGUGCAGGUAUACUAGGGAUGAAACAUAUGUGGUAUCAUUUUAUUUUAACACAGAAACACAUGUUACCACUCUCUUACCCAAAAAUAUGCAAGAUUUAGAUUGUUCGGAGAGAUACUUGAUAUUGUUAAAUGGACAUGUUGCUAUGAUCUCAAGCUAUGCUAUUGAGGUCCGCGUCUCAAUUGCAAUUUUGAUUGAACUCGGCGUCAAGGAAUCAUGGACUAAAUUAUUUGAUUUUAUACCUUCUUCAAACAUGUAUUAUCCUAUUGGAGCAAGUAAGAAUGGAGAUUUACUUUACAAACAUGAAGAUCAAUUUCUCAACAUUGAUCUUAACAAAGACAUAAAAGAUGUAUUGGGUGAGAAAGAAUCUCGUACUCAUAUGUUAGUCUAUAAAAAAGAUAUUCUUUAUUGA